Molecule: messenger RNA, 816 nt
Organism: Moneuplotes crassus
Lineage: Eukaryota; Ciliophora; Spirotrichea; Euplotida; Euplotidae
Source: the annotation of a GenBank genome assembly
AUAAUGAACUGCCAGCCGAGAUGUGUUGAAAAUGCCAAAGAUCAGGUGCCAAACAUGUUCUGAGCCACCCCACAGCCUCUAGAGGCUUUCUUCAAUUUUAGUGUUUAUGGCCACAACAUUCUUCAGUUCGAGCACAGCCAGAUUUUCAAAAGAAGUUAUUUCCAAAAUAACACUAAUAUUUACAAACCUGUACACCUUAUCAGUGAAACUAAAGAGAAUUUAGCUGAUGGAAAUCUACCAAAUUGUCAGCCAGCUAUGUAUCCUUCUGCACAGAUGUCUGAGACUCCAAAGGAGUCUCAGACAUCUGGGAGAAGCACUGAAGACCAAUUGGAUAUUUGUACAUCUAGAAAGAGUGAAACCACUGAGAAUGGCCACUCUCAGUUAGAUGAACUGUUCAAAAUUUGGGAUAAGGCUCAGGCCCUAAUCCGGAAGUACAUAAGGAAGACUAAGGUCCAAAAUAAGGCAAGAAAAGCCGUGCUUGAAGCACUGGAGAGAGCAGUCUCUGACUGCUCGAAAUCACCUGACCAAGUCAUGAUAGCCUCAAACCCCAAGAAAGAAAUCAGGCUUGGUGGGCAAGUAUCAAAGUACAGAGGCUCUAUCUUCAGAGGAGUUAGUAUGAAUGGCUAUAAAUGGCAGGUGUUCUUUACUAACAAGAACAAGAAACAGUACAUUGGAGUCGUCCAGACAAAGGAACAGGCUGCUAGUCUUUACGAUAUUUUUGAGAUCCUCCACCAUGGUAUGAAGAGCAAGACCAAUUAUAGCUACACAAGGGACCAACUUGCAGAGAUUCUCUGCCAAGUCUCAUCUUUGGUCUAG